AUGAGCUAUAUCCACCCUUCGUGGAACUACCCUGGCCAUUCGGGGAUCCCAAUGGACCAGGCCAUGGCGUACGACCCGACCAUGGUUCCCCCUCCCAUGGUCCACCCCAUUGACGGCUACCUAUACCCUCAUCCACCCAUGGAGAUGAUGGACUACUACCACCAGCCGAUUAUGGACUACGACGAAUACACAGAGAACCUUUCCCGGCCGCGUUUGACCAAGGAGCAGGUCGAGACACUGGAGGCUCAGUUCCAGGCUCACCCGAAGCCAAGCAGCAACGUCAAACGUCAAUUGGCAGCUCAGACAAACUUGAGUCUGCCUCGCGUUGCGAAUUGGUUCCAAAAUCGACGCGCCAAGGCCAAGCAGCAGAAACGCCAGGAAGAGUUCGAGAAGAUGCAAAAGGCCAAGGCGGAGGCGGAGGACGCUGCUCGCCGGAAAUCCGAGACCCUAGACCAACUAUCCGAGUCCCGGCAAGCUUCGAACACGCCCAAGGAGGAGGCUGAACCAUCCCUCCCUUCCAAGCCCACACCCGUUGCGUCUACAUCUGAGAGUGAUAGCAAGGCAGAGCACAAUGCCAACCGCAAGCACCAAAAAACCAAGAGCGAAACGGCGCGAGAGGCAACCUUCGCGUCCCUGCAGCGGGCGUUGAAUGCUGCCGUUGCUGCCCGGAAUCGGUUCAGUCGCCGAGGGGAUUCUCGCGGCAAGCAAGAAUCCUCUCAGGAAGACGAAGCCGUUUCUCCCACCUCGAUGGCACCACCCAAGACCACCGGCAAGUCUCAAAACAAUAGACAAGCGAACGCGAACUCCUCUUUCUCCGACUGGCCAGACGCCAAGGAGGAAUCCAGCUCAUGGACUCCUCAAGCUUCUCACGGCACUCCGGAGACGACCUCGUUUUCGGCUACCGGUCAAGUAUUGCCCGAAGUGCCUAACUCCUCUCAAUCCAUGCAACACAACGUGAAUGCCUAUUCGGGUACGCAGUUGCCCCCUCAUACGGAGGAAUGGGAAGAGGGGGCAGAAGAACAGCGUUCUACGCAUGGCAGAGGAUCUGAUGCUGGCCUUGUCUACGGUAACAUGCAGUAUCCGAUGUCCUUGCAACCCCCAAAUAUCUCACUCUCUCGACGUGAGUCGUCGGAUGCUCUGACGGCUUCCCUGGAGGGCAUUGGGAUUUGCACGACUGAUUCAUCUGGCUUAUCGCAAUCUUUGGGACGGGCGGCAGGAGCAUCGUGGAAAGAAUCUGGCAAGGAGCUUGAUCUUGCUGCGCGGCGUAAGCGACCUCGGCCUGCUGCCAUUGGCACUUCGGGAAAUCGCUCUCUGGCUGCCUCGACCUCCAUGUCUUCUCUUUCCCCGACGAGUCGCAUGCCCAGCUCCGGUGCCGGGAACUCGAUGCGGCAUUCCAAGUCUACCCAGAGCCUCAAUUCUCGCUAUGCCGGUGUGAGGAAGGCGUCCGCCGCCCAGCGGUCCCCUCUCAACUUCACCUUCGCCGAGUCUGGAUCCAUGAAGGCUACCAAGGCUGAUAUGUUGCGGCCGUCGGUCUCCACCUCGACCUUGGCUCCUCCAACUCCUAUGACCCCGCAAGAUCUCCAGGGCUUCAUGCCCGCUUCGCCCACCGACAGCAACUAUUGCUUGUCGGCGCACUCCGCAACCCAGUUCUUCCCUACCUCACAACCUAUGCCAGUGAACAUUGCAUCGCCUCCCACUACCCCACUGGACCUCUACUCCUCCUUCCCAUAUCAAAAUAUCGCUCCUCCGAUGUCGGCCCCGGCUCAUGUCUCCAAUUUCCCCGAGUAUGCGCCCUGUGACCCGGUUCCUAUGACGGCUCGCAGCUGGGCAGAGACCGCUUCCCUCUCGCCAGAGUUUUCCAACGGUAUCCCCGGGGCUCAGUCAAGUACUGUUUCUCCUCUCGGGUACGAGACGGCCAUCGAACACGCUGGCCAGCCCUUUGGAAUCGAGCCCGUGUCGGGUUCCCCGUCUUUGAUCUACUCGAUCGAAGAUGCCGACAUGCGAGGCUCGGCAGAUCCUAAUGGGGAGCGAAAACCGACCGAGUUCAUGAUGCAUGAAUUCUCGGAGCAGCCGGACGCUCAUCGGUUUGUUUCCCAGCAGCUCUCGUCGGCGAAACCAAAAGCUUACCCGUUUUCCAACAACACGACGUCAACCCACUACCCUUGA
Penicillium alfredii is the source of this 2166-nucleotide messenger RNA. RefSeq lists its product as uncharacterized. Gene Ontology annotation, molecular function: DNA binding; DNA-binding transcription factor activity, RNA polymerase II-specific. Gene Ontology annotation, biological process: regulation of transcription by RNA polymerase II. The transcript is spliced from 2 exons. NCBI's taxonomy places the organism in Eukaryota, Fungi, Ascomycota, Eurotiomycetes, Eurotiales, Aspergillaceae. The record is from RefSeq and is a predicted model, not a curated record. Gene Ontology annotation, cellular component: RSC-type complex; nucleus. The coding region runs from base 1 to 2166 and encodes 721 amino acids.